AUGUAUUUACAAAGCGCGCAAUUUAACCUUGCGCGGUCGAAAAAAAAGGCGUUAUGGAAUUCCUUGGCUGAUGAUGCGAGUUUGGUUACAACCAAAGCAAGUCUUAGCAAAGAACCGGCAGGGAGAGGUCUCGUGCAAGCUGUGUUGCGUGACGCGAAGGAGGGGGAGAGCUUGGUGAGUAACGAACGGGGGAAAGAACCGUAUGACUGGCGCCGCCAUGGACUGAUUUCGGUAUCUGACACGCAAGAACCUCUCAUUCUUCUGGCAAUUAUUGCCAAUGGGCUGAGAAGGGAUGUUCAGGAAGGUGGUGGCCUGGUGCGUGAGAAAGUCAAGUUGUGGUCCCACCAUCAGGUGGCGCUAUGUAUCCACAAUAUAAAUUCUCAAUGCUUCACCCACCAAAAGCACGAGUUUCAUUAUUCUUUGUUCAUACAGUUUCAAUCCUGUGAGAUUUUUAUAAACGAAUAUUUUGACCCUCCUCAUCCCACGAACAGUCUACCAACACCCUCCUCAAUCCAUCUUCCAUCUUCAGCUUCAUAUUCCUUACUCUUUACCUGGAUAAUUAUUACGAACUCAAGUACAUAA
Molecule: messenger RNA, 582 nt
Organism: Morchella importuna
Lineage: Eukaryota; Fungi; Ascomycota; Pezizomycetes; Pezizales; Morchellaceae
Exons: 3
Coding region: 1-582 (193 amino acids)
Source: RefSeq, a predicted model, not a curated record